Messenger RNA from Sugiyamaella lignohabitans, 4626 nucleotides. RefSeq names its product bifunctional 4-alpha-glucanotransferase/amylo-alpha-1,6-glucosidase (gene GDB1). The transcript has 2 exons. Gene Ontology annotation, molecular function: amylo-alpha-1,6-glucosidase activity; 4-alpha-glucanotransferase activity. The record is from RefSeq and is a predicted model, not a curated record. Lineage: Eukaryota; Fungi; Ascomycota; Dipodascomycetes; Dipodascales; Trichomonascaceae. Gene Ontology annotation, biological process: glycogen catabolic process; glycogen biosynthetic process. The coding region runs from base 1 to 4626 and encodes 1541 amino acids.
AUGACAAGGACAAUGGGCGAAAAGAAGAACAUUGUUUACGUUAUUCCCUUGUCGGAAGCCGGAGAUCCGGUAUUAACAGGAGACGGCAAAUUUUUGAGAUUGCCAAUUCCCCACGAGCCAUAUGUUGUCCGAAUUGUUUUAUUUUCGUGGCUGAAGUUUGUGCAAAAGGGAUCAUUUUGGUGUAAUGCUCCAUUGGACCCAUCGACUCCAUUUGACAGACAUAAGUACUAUGAAUACCCGCUCAAAACGACUGAUUGCGGAUUCUCUGAGGACAUUCAUGUUGAUAUCAAAAUAUUCGCUGGUGGUCCUUACUCGUGUUACAUCACAUACAAGCCACCAUCUGAGGACUACUUCUCUCAUGUUGAUUCAAAUGCAGUCAAUGGCCAACGAGCUGUCACUGCCGCCAAUGGCGUCGAUCCUGAGAUUAUUACGUCAACCAAGAAGUUCCACUUCAUUGUUUCAACUGGAUUUUCUUUGGGAGGAAAACCAAUUGAGCUUGACUCUUUAUCCAUUCAGACAGUCUUGUCCAAAUUAAUGGGUCCUGUCAAUACAUGGGGGCCGAAGCUUAAGGCCAUUAAAGACAAGGGAUAUAACAUGAUCCAUUUCACUCCGUUGCAAUACAGAGGAGCAUCUGAUUCACCCUUUUCUAUCUAUGACCAGCUUGACUGGGAUCCAAAAUGUUUCCCCAAUGGUGAAGAUGAUAUUGCACAACUGGUCUCGGACAUGGAACAUAAGUAUGGAUUAUUAUCGCUAACUGAUGUAGUACUCAAUCACACUGCACAUAACUCUGAUUGGUUGAGAUCUCACCCUGAGGUUGGAUACUCGGUUGAAACUGCCCCUCAUCUGAAACCUGCUUUAGAUCUCGACACCCAACUUCUUGAUUUCUCGGCUAAGUUGUCAGAACUGGGUCUUCCCGACUCUGUUGAGAGCACUGGUGAUUUAGACCGCAUUAUUGGUUCCCUAAAGGAUCAUGUAUUAGAGCCUAUUCGACUUUGGGAGUAUUAUGUUGUAGAUGUUCAGAAAACAUGCAAGGAUACUGUCGAUUUUAUUAACAACAAGGACAAGUUCGCGAAGGUCAUAGCUUCGCCUGUGCCUCAAGACGUUGUUGGUGAUCUACAAAAAUUGGCUAAGUUUGUUAAAGAGAAGGCCGCGCUCAAUUUUGAUAGAUUCGGUGAAGGAAGAUAUUUACGCGAGUUACACAUCCCUACUUUCGUAUCGAUUAUCAAAACUUUGUUUCCAGGAACCGGUACUACUUCUGCUGUCCAUUAUGAGGCUAAAAUCCGUCAAAUAGUUGACGAGAUUAACGAACCUUUGUACCAGGAGUAUGAUGACGAAGUGUCAGUUAUUACCAGCCAACUGUACAAUCGGGUGAAAUAUACUCGUCUUGAUGGAGAUGGUCCUAGGUUGGGCAAGAUCACUAAAGAAUCUCCAUUAACAGACCCAUACUUUACUCGUAUUGUUACCCACCCUGAAGCACCAGGUGGAAAGCGAAACCUUGCUUUAGUUAAUAAUGGAUGGAUCUGGAGUGGCAACCCUCUGAUUGACUUUGCCAGCAACAAGUCCAGAGCUUACCUCCGCCGUGAAGUCAUUAUUUGGGGAGACUGCGUCAAGUUGAGAUAUGGUGAAAAGCACGAGGACUCGCCUUUUUUGUGGGACCACAUGAAGAAGUAUGCUCAGUUAUUGGCCAAGUAUUUCCACGGCUUCCGUAUUGAUAACUGUCACUCAACUCCUAUUCAUGUAGGGGAGUACUUCCUCGAUAUGGCCCGUCUUGUACGUCCAAAUCUUUACACAGUUGCAGAGCUCUUCACCGGUUCGGAGGAAAUGGACAAAAUCUUUAUUGAGCGUCUUGGACUAACUUCCUUGAUCCGUGAAGCUAUGCAGGCUUGGUCAGUACAAGAACUUUCUACUUUGGUUAAUAAGAAUGGUGGCAGACCAAUGGGUUCUUUUGCUAAACAACCACUCGUCAACCACGGUGAGAGAUGGUCCUCAAACGAAGAGGUACAUCUCGUUCGAGCAUCUCCUAUUCACGCUUGGUUCAUGGACUGCACCCAUGAUAAUGAAAGUGCAGCAGAAAAGCGAACUGUUGAAGACACAUUGCCAUCAGGUGCUCUGGUUGCCAUGUGUGCUUGUGCUGUAGGAUCUACAGUUGGCUUUGAUGAAUGUUAUCCGAAAUCUUUGAAUGUUGUCACAGAAGAGAGACAAUAUACAUUUGGUGGUGGAAUUUCCGAAAUCAAAAAGGUUCUCAAUGAUGCUCACUUUGAAAUGGGUCAACUAAAUGCCGAUGAAACAUAUACCCAUCACGAAGGACAAUAUAUUACUGUGCACAGAGUUGAUCCUAGCUCUGGUGAAGGCUAUUUCUUGAUUGCCAGAACAAAGUUUCACCCAGACUCUGAUCAGAGGCUCUCUGAUGUGGUAUUGAAAGGUACUCGUGCAGAAUGUGUAUUGGCCGUUGCAUUAGCCGUUGACGAUAGUAAGGAAGCUCAUAAUCAAGAUGACAAUAAGGUAUAUGGAAUUCCCACUAAGAUCGUUACUCUUGAGAAGCCACAUAUUGAUGUUGUCGAAGAAGAAGGUGAGACUACCAGUAUUAUCCGAUCUCCUCAUGACUUUCCACAAGGCUCGAUUGCUCUGAUUAAGACAUAUCAGACAUUUGUUGACAAGGAGCUGGAUAAUUUGGUAAGGAGUGGUGCUCGAGAGGCAGUGGAAAAACUGAAUUGGAAUGAUUUGAACGUUGCUCUGUACCGUUGUGAGAGCGAAGAACGUGACUCCAGUCGAGGUAAGGAAGGGGUUUACGUUGUGCCUGAUCAUGGUGCCCUGGAGUAUGCUGGUAUUCAGGGAUGGGCAUCAGUAUUAGAAGAGGUUGUUUUGUCAAAUAACCUGGGACAUCCACUUUGUGCCAAUUUGCGAAAUGGCAGAUGGGCGUUGGACUACACGGUUAACAGAUUGCGUAAUUACGUAGAUGAAUUUCCCAAUCUACAACCUCUGAUUGAGUGGUACGAAGUAAGGUUCAAUAGGAUCAGACAAUUGCCUCCAUUUUUGAUUCCGAGAUAUUUUGCAUUGAUCCUAUAUACAAUCCACUCAUCUUGCACCCGAAGAGCUCUUUCCCUUAUGCCUCAGUCAUACCAAAAAUCUACUUUGUUUUUACAGGAAUUAGCUAUGGUUUCUGUGCAGAUGGUAGGCAAGCUACCCAGCGCUUCAGUAUUCCCAUUCGAGCAGGUUGGUUCUAUGGCCGCAGGAUUGCCUCAUUUUUCACGAGAUUAUAUGAGAUGUUGGGGUAGAGAUGUAUUUAUCUCGUUACCAGGCCUGCUACUUGCGUUAGGUAGACAUGAAGACGCAAAAAACCACAUUUUGGCUUUUGCUGCAACUCUUAAACAUGGACUCAUCCCUAACUUACUUGACUCGGGAAGGAAUCCAAGAUACAACGCCCGUGAUGCGACCUGGUUCUUUUUACAGGUGGUACAGGAAUAUACUCAAAAGGUUCCUGAUGGCCAAGAUAUUCUAUUCGAAAAGGUAAAGAGAAGAUUCCCCCUCGAUGAUACCUAUGUGCCUGUAGACGAUUCUCGUGCUUUCUCACAUUCAUCCUCUAUAAAGGAAAUUGUUUAUGAGAUCCUCAGUCGCCAUGCCAAAGGUAUUAAAUUCCGCGAGGCUAAUGCUGGUACCAAUCUGGACUCUCAAAUGCGAGAUGAGGGUUUCAACCAGAAUAUCUUUGUAGACUGGGAUAAUGGAUUUGUGUUCGGUGGAAAUCAAUGGAACUGUGGCACAUGGAUGGAUAAGAUGGGUGAAAGUGAGAGAGCAGGUAGUAAAGGCAUACCUGGUACCCCUCGUGAUGGAGCAGCCAUUGAAAUCAUCGGUCUCCUGAAAAGCUCUCUUCGCUGGGUCAACCAGUUGCAUCGCAAGGGUGUUUUUGAAUGGGAUCAUGUUAUUAACCAACACGGUGAUAAGAUUAUGUUGAGGGACUGGGAAUACAAGAUAUCCAGUUCGUUCGAGCAUGCGUUUUAUGUUCCGGCAUCUGUUGAAGAAGAUUCCAGCUAUGAUAUUGACAGCAGCAUUGUUAACAGAAGAGGUAUUUACAAGGAUCUCUAUAGAUCUGGGAAACCAUAUGAGGAUUAUCAAUUGCGCCCCAACUUUGCAAUUGCUAUGGUCGCUGCUCCUGAGCUCUUCAACUACAAGCAUGCGAUAAAUGCAAUUGGAAUGGCGGAUAAGAUUAUUCGUGGUCCUGUUGGUAUGGCAACUCUAGAUCCUUCCGAUUUGAAUUAUAGGCCUUAUUACAAUAAUAGUGAGGACUCCAAUGAUUUUGCAACAUCCAAAGGCAGAAAUUAUCACCAAGGACCGGAAUGGGUUUGGUGCACUGGAUUCUUUUUGAGAGCGUUCCUAUUCUUCAAUAUUAAGAAAGAAUCAGAGGAGAAAGCUAUAUCGAUUGCGGAGGUUGACAAAACUGAAGUUUUUGCCCAGCUUCGUAAGAGAAUCUCGGGACACGUACAUUGGUUACACACCUCCCGCUGGAAAGGCUUGACAGAGUUGACCAAUAAAGACGGCCAAUUCUGCUACGACUCAUCGCCUACUCAAGCGUGGAGCGCAGCAACCUUGAUAGAGCUAUAUGAAGAUGCUCGGGCCCUGGCGGAAAAAUAG